This is a messenger RNA of Zootermopsis nevadensis, 5690 nucleotides long. It is a transcript of the gene Trim9, whose product is annotated as E3 ubiquitin-protein ligase Trim9. The record is from RefSeq and is a predicted model, not a curated record. Gene Ontology annotation, molecular function: protein binding; zinc ion binding. NCBI's taxonomy places the organism in Eukaryota, Metazoa, Arthropoda, Insecta, Blattodea, Termopsidae. Gene Ontology annotation, cellular component: neuron projection. Gene Ontology annotation, biological process: axon guidance.
AAGAUUUAUAAGAUGGUAAUAUUCUGCCAUGUAAUAAGUAUUCAUUUCUGUGCUGUUGGUAAUGGGUAAUUCAAUUCAGUUCAAUUGUAUAUCGAUUUAAUACGAUGUUCAUUUUAAUAAAAGAGUUCAAUUUCUACAAAGCUGUAUAUCGAUACUGACAGCUACUUUACUGUGCUAAGUAAUAAAUAUUAGUUUUUAAGCUGUUGGUAAUGUGUGAUUGUACAUCGAUUAACUUGAAUCUCUACGACACUCAUUUGUUAAUGUGACUGAAAAAAGAGCGGGAUGUUGUUGUUAAGUAUUACGUUUCCAGAUAGUUUGCAUCGUACAUUGGUGGUGUUCAGUUUUCGUUUUCAGGUGAAGUUUAUGUACCGAGUUCAAAUCUCGCCUUAGUACCUGCUCUUUUUCGUAGUUUCAGUGCUUUUACAGGCAAAUGUAGGGACAUCAUCUCAAAGAACGCCGAUUAAUUUAUCAUUGUAAUAUUCGAUCCUUCACAGUAUGAGCUGCUGAACGCCAUUAAUAAAGUUUUUUCUUUUUUCCAAAUGUUUCAUUUCGUCUCCGAUGUAAGCGCUACUUGUAUCGUACUUGCGAUGUAGAACGCUAGAUGGCAGGUGACAUCAACGCUUGGCAAUAUCGGUUGUGUUGUGUUGUGGCGCGGGGCUUGCCUGCCGCCAGUCGAGAUCAGAUUGUGUGUCACGAUGGAGGAAGAAUUGCGGUGUCCAGUAUGUAAACAACUGUUCAACAACCCGGUGUUGUUACCGUGUUACCACGCCCUUUGUCUCAACUGUGCGGUUCACCUGCAACAACCUGCCUCACAACAUCCGCCCCCGACGCAGGCGGUUGAACUCGCCAGCGAAUCGGCCGGUGGGGGCGGUGGAAGCACCAGCAGCGGCGGUGGUAGUGAAUUGGGAGCAGCAGAUUAUCAGGAAGUUGAUAAACUCUCGAUUCUGAGCGAAACAGAUAGUGGUGUUGUCUGUAACAGUCGGCCGAACAGCUACGUUGGAACGCCCAACAUUCAAGGUAUCUUGUUUCCACCCUUGGCAAGCAGUGCUUUGUCGUUGGCUUGCCCCGUUUGCCACAAAGUGGUAUAUUUCGAUGAAAACGGAGCUCAUAAUCUGCCCAAGUACAGGGCAAUGCAGAGUAUCGUGGACAAAUAUGGAGAAACACGUAAUUUAACCUUGAAGUGUCAGUUGUGUGAGACUGACCCAGCAGAAGACGCGACUGUCAUGUGCGAACAAUGCGAAGUGUUGUAUUGUGACGCGUGCCGCGAAAAUUGUCACCCAUCCCGAGGUCCGCUGGCGAAACACACGCUUCUGGAACCGCUCCAGGGAAGAGCUGCUCUUCGUAACAAGACCAAGACGAAGGACGUCCAGUGUUCGGAACACGAGGAUGAAGCCCUGUCCAUGUACUGCAUGGUGUGCAAAGUGCCUGUCUGUCCACUCUGCCUCCACGACACACGUCACACCAGUCACGACGUCCAAGCUAUCAACUCAAUGUGCAAGGCUCAGAAGACUGAGUUGUCGCAAAACCUGCAGCAGCUGUCCGAGAAGGCGAGGUCCACAACAGAAUUCAUCCAGAGGCUUAAAGGAAUGACCGACAGAGUGAACGACAACUGUGCCGAUUUCGAGAGUCAGGUGUCUGCUCAGUGCGACGCCCUGGUGGAAGCGAUCCAUCGGCGCAAGCAGGAGCUGUUGGAGUUCAUCAGGCAGAACAAGGAGAUGAAACUGAGAACGCUCAAGGACCAGGUGUCCACGUGUACCUGCAAACUCCAGCACACAACCGGUCUGCUUCAGUUCUGCAUCGAGGCCCUCAAAGAGACAGAUUCUGCCGCUUUCCUGCAGGUUGGUUCCAUGCUAAUAACGAGGGUCGCUAAUGUUGACAUCACUUGGCACAAGGACGUUGUGACGUCACCGAGAAUAUCACACGAAUUCGAUCUCACUUUGGAGGACAAGUCUGUGCUGAGGGCCAUCGAACAACUGAACUUCAUUCAGAUGAAACCUGCCAAAGAUGGAGAGGAAAGGUUACCAGCAGCCCCGAACGCACCAGCCGUUAUCCCCGAGGAAUGCAGUGCCGAGAACAACAGCGUGACUGUUGCCUGGCAGCCCCCGCCGACCUCAUACGUCGAGGGCUACGUCCUGGAGCUGGAUGACGGAAGCGGAGGGGAAUUCAGGGAAGUUUAUUGCGGCAAGGAGACGAUUUGCACUGUAGAUGGUCUCCACUUCAAUUCCAUGUACAACGCGCGAGUCAAAGCUUUCAACAGCACAGGGGAAGGUGAAUACAGUGAAGUCAUCGGGCUUCAGACCGCCGAAGUGGCCUGGUUCACAUUUGACCCAUGCCUUGGUCCGCCAGAACUCCAGUUCUCGGAGGAUAACUGCACAGUUUCGUGUGAGGGCUACGAACACAGAGUAACCCUUGGCAGUGUCGGCUUCUCGCGCGGAGUCCACUACUGGGAGUUUUCGAUCAACAGAUAUGACUCAGACACUGACCCCAGCUUCGGAAUCGCGCGCCUCGACGUUGCCAAGGACCAGAUGUUGGGCAAAGAUGACAAAGGCUGGAGUAUGUACAUAGACAGACAGCGAUCGUGGUUCAUGCACGGGAGUGUCCACGAACAGCGAUCAGAAGGAGGAAUCCAGCCCGGCUCGACUGUCGGAGUUCUACUCGAUCUUGACAGACAUCAGCUCAGUUUCUAUGUGAAUGAAGAACCACAGGGUCCAAUCGCGUUUCAAGACCUGUACGGAGUGUUUUACCCAGCGGUGAGCUUGAAUCGAGGCGUGUCCGUGACCCUGCACACCGCCAUUGAUCCGCCAUCAGACAGCGACGAGAGUUGAGAUGUUACGUAUCUUUCUCUUAGAAGUCCUCUUCUCCUGUACCAGAGUGAGAGAGGGUCUGAUUCAAAACUUGCGAGCUCACCUUUAAUUGUGGAGGACCGAGACUCGCUUCUUGUCGAGUCGGCGUCAGAUGUCGAGGUUCCGUGCUUCUGCGAGACGCGUUGAAAUUCGACGUGAGAAUUUGUUUACGUAGAAAGGGAUAUUUUAUUCGGCGUUUUUAACUCGUGCGUGUGUCCAAGAUGAUCAGUUCAGAAUGAAAAACAGGGAAUAAUUAAGACGCGGUUCUGUAGAAAGAAAAUUGCUCUUGAUAGAUCAAAAAUAUUUUUUAAUUCAAAUUUAAUAUGACCUCGUCUUUGAAUUAUAUUUUUAUUUAUAAAAUAAAAAUUUGAUUGGGAUGGUAUAUUUUCCAUAAUUUGGUGAAUAGUAAUUUGUUUUUUUGUAUACGGCGUCACACAUUAUUCGGAAAACAAUAAAUCAGCUAAAACUUUACAAAAGAAUUAAUUACGUACAAUUUUAUAUUUAAUGAAAUUAAAUUAACGAGCUACGAUACUAUUUGUACAAAUGUAUAUAAAAUCUACGUGAUAAUAUUACGUCUAUUGCAGUACGCAUGCGUGGAGCGUAAAUAAGAGUAUUGGGUUUAAUAUUUAUGCUCCUUCGUUUUGCGAACGGACCUCGAAAUUAGAUAAAAUGAUGACGCACUUAUGUCAGAGUCGAUUGGUUUUGAAAACUCUCUUACGUGCAUCUCCUCGCCCCGUCGCGCUCGACAGAUGACGAUCGUAGUUAUCGAAUCGUCUCGAUAGGCGCGGGGGGUGUGUGAACAGUUCCUUUCUGGCAGCACAUCUAUAUUUAUUGUCAAAUUGAUUUUGGUCUUGCCUGAAAUCGUAUUAGUGUUAUUAAAAAAUUACGUCGUCAGAUUUCUCGUCAUUUGUUUGUGUGGUCGAUGUUUUUUGCGUGAACGUAUGUUAAGUUGUCUGAGCACGAGAUAUCGAAAUAUUUUUGGUCGUUGUACAGUAAGAAAGAAUAAACUACGACUUCCAUAAAACUUAAAUAAUCAAACAGCGAGUAAAUUCAGAAUGGUUUUAAAAUAAAAUAAAAAAUUAACACCCACCUGCAGAAAGUUUUUGAAGUAAUCGCUAAAUAAUCAUUUUGGAAAUGUCGAUCAGAUACUUAAGACAUAUCAGUUUAUCUUAUAAUUACUACAAACAUUAAUACGUUUUGCUGUUACGAACUUUUAAUAUUUGUUUUACAAACAUUAAAAACGUACUUCAUUGACUUCAGUGGUAGAAUAAUACGUUCCAGGAUAAGGGGUCGUCAGAAUGGUGACCUAAUACUUUUCAAUGAAUAAAUUUUACUUAUCAGUGUAAGAGUGAAAAGAUGGUACGAGAAUAGCAAAGACAUUUUCUUGUAAUUUAAUUCCAGUGUGAAUGUCAGAAUUACGAGUAAUUACUCUAAAAAAAAAGUUAAGUGCUUCAACCCUUCUGUCAUUUCUCCAUGUUACUUCAAAUUAUUGAAGGAAAAUUUCCAUCCUGUAUUUCAGAUACGUCUUUAUAUACGAUGUUCUUGUACUAUCUUUUCUCUUCUGAAGCUCUUUGCUAGGCCUAUAUAAUGUAAAAACCAUUCCAUAUCUCAGCUUAUAAUUGUUCAAAUGGUUCUAGAAUACUAUAAUAGAUGGCAGAGUACAGUUUGCUAUGCUGUCUUCUUCUUUUAUUAUUUUUAGUGUCACAGGAAACAGAGGGCAGCAAAGUAUAAUCACUAGCAUUUGAAUGUAGAUGUUUACGGAAGUGAAACUUCUUACUGGUCAGGAUAGAUAUUUAUUCUGUGUAUUGUUAAAAAAAAAUAUGUAAAUAUGAGUGUAAAAACCACAGUGGAAUGAAAAAUCUAAGCAUUUAAUACAUCACUCCCAUAAAUGUGAUGAGUUGCCAAAUCCAGGCUCUCUGUUGUGUUUCAUCAUAUUAUUUUCAUAUAGUGGAUCUUAGAAGUGAAAUUUCGUGAGGUAAGAAAGAAAUGUGUGAGUAUAAAUAAAUUGUCUGUUUUUAUUAUUAAUUAAAUUUUAAAAUACCAUAAUUUAUUUGCUGUCUACUGGUUACACCAAAGAAUUCAUGGUUGGUUUAUCAGCUCUAGUUGACAUGAUUGAUUUGAAGACACAACACAGUUCCAAAGGCCAUUACACAAAACGACUGACAGACUUUCUUAAAGUAAUUAUUUUCGAAGAGAAAUAAAAUUUUGUAAUAUAUUUUUCUCUUGUCACCCUACUCCAAAGUUCCACACAUAUUUGCUAAAUAUUCUGAAAGUAACAGAAGAUGGAUGACUGAUGGAACAUAAGAAUUAUGGACAGAUUUAACAAACUGAGUGUACAGCAUAUGAAAUUCAAAACAUUUUGACUAACUACAAAAGGCCAGAUUUAUUUGAGGUUAUUGUGUCACAGUGAUUAGAAUGGUCAUUGUCGAGACCCCGUAUAAUUGUUUCAUGAUUGGACAGCUUAGAACUCUGUAGUAAAUCUAGCAAAUGAAAGUUAAUAUUGAUUUUAGGUUCGUAUCUGUUCUCAGUUGUACGUUCUUUUCCAAUUUUAAGGUUAGGAAUUCCAAGGUUAAGUUAAAUGAGACGACCUUCAUUUCAGGAAAAAAAAGUUCAGUUACUUCCUCACAAAAUUUUAAUCCUCAUUCAUUGUUUUGACAGGCAUAGGAGUCACAAAUCAAGCCAAUCUCCAUUUCUUAAACCAAUUUAACUAAAUUUUUACACAAAUGGUGAAAGCAUCAUUGCAUGAAUAGUUGUAUGAUGUAAUGAUUUAUGUGCAGAUGUGUACAUUUAUAUUUAUUGAAAUCAUGUCUUAUUGAUUAAAAAUAUUAUAUUUAAAGAAAGAAGCAA